UCGAGAUGACACAUGUGGUCCCCUAAAUGUUCCACCAGGAAGUAUUUUGGGGGCAGCCAACUAAGAGGGGGCUUCCAGAGCCGACGCAGGAGUUGAGACACGUGAGGUCACAAAGCUAUUGCCUCUCCCCCUUCAAAAGAAACCACUCUGCUCCAUUUAUUUCAGAACCUAGAGGAAGUCGACAAAGUGUGACAGCAGCACAGCACAAUAUGUGGUGGAGAGUUUGCAGCUUGCUGGCUUGGUUCCCCUUACAAGAGGCCUUUCUGACCAACCACAUGGAAACUGUCACCGUGGAGGAAGGCCAGACGCUCACUCUAAAGUGUGUCGUUUCUCAGGAGAAGACCGCCUCCCUGCAGUGGCUGGCCCCAUCAGGGUUCACCAUUUUCUUAAAUGAGCAUCCUGCUUUUAAAAAUUCCAAAUACCAGCUUCUGCAUCACUCCACCAAUCAGCUCUCCAUCAUCGUGCCUAACGUAACCCAGCAAGACGAAGGCGUGUACAAGUGUUUACAUUACAGCAAGCCCGUGAGAACAAAGCAAGUGAAAGUGAUUGUGCUAGCAACUCCUUUCAAGCCAACUCUGGAAGCCUCAGUUAUUAAAAUGCAAAAUGGAGAAAAACACAUUAUACUUAAAUGCUCCACUGUGAGAAGCAAGCUCCCUCCUCGGAUAACCUGGCUUUUCAGCAAUGACAUAGAGCUCUAUGGUAAAACCCACCAUGAAUUUGAAACUGAUGGGAAGAAAUGUAAUAGCACCAGCACACUCAGAGUUCGCACAUAUAGCAAAAACUCAACAGUGGACUGCAUUAUCCGACACAGAGGCCUGCAAGGAAGGAAACUGGUAGCAGCUUUCCGGUUUGAAAAUUUGGUUGCUGAUCAAGAGACAGCUUCAAAUGCCCUGAAGAACAGCUCUCUAACCUCUCAAGACCCCCAGCAGCCCACUAGUACCACUGUUGCAGUAAUGGAAGAUUCUAGUACAUCAGAGAUUGACAAGGAAGGGGAAGAACAAACCACUCAAGACCCUGACUUGAUCACUGAAGCAAAUCAUCAGUAUGUGGGAACGACAAGCAAGAAAAGUGGCAUCCUGCUGCUCUCUCUCGUGUCCUUCCUCAUUUUCAUCCUCUUCAUCAUAGUCCAGCUCUUCAUAAUGAAGCUUCGGAAAGCACACGUCAUAUGGAAAAAAGAAAAUGAAAUUUCAGAAUACAAUCUAGAAAGUCACAAAUCGAGGUCAAGUAAUGAAGAAACAUCGUCCCAAGAGAGACAUAGCCAAACUUCCCGCUCUAAGAGCUGCAUAAAUUACAUCACACAGUUGUACUCAGAAGCAAAAACAAAGGAGAAGGAGAAGGCACAACAUUCAGAAUUCAAAGGAGACCCCACGUGUGUACCAGAGAGCGUUGUGUAGGGUGCUCCCUGCAAUGGAAAAUAUUGCAGGGCAGCCGCAUCAUCACCUCAGUGGAGCAGCCUGUGGGAAGGAGCAUAAUGACUAACGAAAAACGUACUUUGAGUGCAAUGCAAGAUGGUGUCCUCCCAUCUGCCCCGGAUUCAGAGCAGCAAAAUGAGGACCAAACCAUGGACAUAAAGCUUCGUAGUUAAAAAAAAGAAAUAACCUAUUAUGCCUGACACUACUUCAGAGCAAGAGGAUUCUAUUAAGGCUUGGGGAUCUGUCUAUGCGACCAGCUAAUAUCUUACUGUGAAGGAAACAGGAGUUUUUAGAUGCUGGGCUCUAAUGGAACUA
Molecule: messenger RNA, 1727 nt
Organism: Ceratotherium simum simum (southern white rhinoceros)
Lineage: Eukaryota; Metazoa; Chordata; Mammalia; Perissodactyla; Rhinocerotidae
Gene: CRTAM
Product: cytotoxic and regulatory T cell molecule
Biological process (GO): positive regulation of natural killer cell mediated cytotoxicity directed against tumor cell target; detection of tumor cell; cell recognition
Cellular component (GO): plasma membrane
Molecular function (GO): signaling receptor binding
Source: RefSeq, a predicted model, not a curated record